Molecule: messenger RNA, 1125 nt
Organism: Dictyostelium discoideum AX4
Lineage: Eukaryota; Evosea; Eumycetozoa; Dictyosteliales; Dictyosteliaceae
Exons: 2
Coding region: 1-1125 (374 amino acids)
Biological process (GO): rRNA base methylation
Molecular function (GO): rRNA (uridine-N3-)-methyltransferase activity
Source: RefSeq, a predicted model, not a curated record
AUGUUAACACCUCAACCAAAUAAAAAAAAAAUAUCUGAAAUUUCUAAUAGAGUGUCUAAAUCUGAUACAAAAGCUCCACUAUCAAAAUGUAAAGAAGAGAGACAUCAUAAAAUUUUAUUUGUAGGUGAAGGAAAUUUCUCAUUUUCAACAUCUUUAUUGAAAAAACAUAACCAAAAAUUUCACACAAAUGAUAAUAAUCUUUUAAAAAUAACCGCUUCAGAUUUAUUUGUAUGUGAAACUGUUUUUAAAGUAUUCGAAGAUUGUGGAUAUGUACUUAAAGAAACUGGAGUUGAAAAAUACCAAUGUCCUGAAGAUUUUUGUGGACCAAAAGCUGAUAAAAAAUGUGAAAACUGUUUGUUAACAAUUGAAAAUAUUAAUUAUUUAAUAAAAUUCGAUUGCCAAGUAAUUUUUGGAUUAGAUGCAAAAAAAAUACAUGAAUCAACCGAAAAAUAUUCAAAAAUAUAUUGGUCAAUGCCUCAUGAUAGAACUAAAUAUUCAACACCAAGUCUCCCUAAUUUGAUAAGUGAUUUCUGUUUAUCAUGUUCUCAAGUACAAAAAUUGGGUGACAAGGUACAUUUGAUAAUCUCUCAAAAUUUGAUACAUCGAAAAAAAACCUAUCAUACCGAAUUCCAACAAGGCUGUGUAUAUAAUAUUAUCGAAAGCCCAUUUAUUGCUGGAUACACUUUGGAAAAAAGAUAUUAUUUUGACGAUCAAAGAUAUAAGGGAUAUAAACAUCAACAGACAGAAGGAACAGACCAAGUUGAGAAUGGAAAACAUCGAAUGGAAUUUGUUUUCAAAAAAUCUGGAAAAGUUUUAGAAAAAUACAAAAAUGUUGCUUUAAAAUUAAGAACUGUUGGGGAAAUAGAUCUUCAAGGAAAUGAUAAAGUUAUAAGUAAUAAAUAUGAAACCAAGAUUCAAUCAUCAUAUAAGAAAUUAAGGUAUUAUGAAAAAGAAGGCUAUAGACGUUAUUAUAUUGGAGAUGAUGAUUAUGAACCAGAGUUUGGCUCAGAUGACUAUUAUGAUGAUCAUGAUGAUCAUGGUGAUAAUCAUGAUGAUAGUGAAGAUGAAUCAUUUUUCAAUAAUUUUAAGAAUUUAUCCACUUCAGACAAAAAUAGACAAUUAUAA